AGCGGUGUGCUCUUGGCUGAUUUAGUGAGCGCAACUGUGGUCACGUCCCGUGACAGAAGCGGCCAGAAAAAGGUAUCCUUGCAGGAAAGACACUUGAAUAGAAGGAAUAUAGCUGCUGCCGCCGGCUUAAAUGGAGUAUCACCUUCAUAUAGUGCCGGGUCUGUCGAUGUCUCGUCCUUGCCUCCGGAGCGAGUUGCUCGCGAAUUAUACCGCGCAUACUUCGAGAAUGACCACUUCUGUUAUCCUUUCCUGCAUCGGCAAACCGCAUUUUCCAUGCUUAAAAGAGCCUACGAAGACCCGGCCUUUCUCGAACAGAAUGCUUUCUUAUCUUUUGUGUUUGACAUGGUUUUGGCCAUUGCUACAGCUAGCGGGCCAAAGUUCAAUCUAGAAGCAUUGCCAGAUGCAGAAGCUUAUCAAGUACGGGCAACGCAGCGACUAAAUGAGGUUCUGCAAGAUGGCGGAAUCCAGGCCCUCCAAGCUCUUUUACUGUUGUGCCAGUAUCGAAUGAUCAACUCAAUUCAAGAUACAUCCACCAGUAUGUGGCACAUUGUCGGGAUCGCCGCACGCAUGUGCUUUGAGCUGGGGCUCCAUCGGGAACAAACAUAUUGGCCAAUUAGUAAUGCAAUGCCGGACCAACUAAUUUCGAAUGAGACACGCCGUCGAUGUUUUUGGUGUACGGUUGCAAUGGAUAGAAUUGUCAGUAUUACAUUAGGAAGACCCCUUGCCAUCUAUCUUCAUGAUGCCAACGUCGGUCUCCCCGACUUGAAUCUCGAUAUACUAGUGAAUCAAACCACCACGGAUUGUGACGACUCCUCAAGUCCGACAUUUUCUCGGACUCAAUUAUUCAACCAUAUAGUACGAUAUAGAGUGAUUUGCGGCGACAUAUUAACAGCACUUCAUAACGUGUCAUCCAGAACACAAAUGGACGAAGCAUCGCCUUUGAUAUCUCGAGACAAACUGGCACAACAGCUUGGCGAGUGGCAUAAAGCCACUGAGGAAUUAUCCCUUCCAGACGUAGAUUUAUGCAGUCCACUCUUGGAAAACCGCUCCAGCUUCCGUGCCCGGGAGUGGUAUGAGAUGCUAUAUCAUAAUGCUCUUCUGAUGUUAUACAGACCAUCUCCUGCACUCCCUUCAGUCUCCUCUAGAGAUGCUAUUGUCUUGCAAACUAUUUUCAUGUCAGCCAAGAAGGCAAUCACACUAUAUUCACACCUCCACCGGUCCAGACGUAUAAACUAUACGUGGAUAACUCUUCACUCGAUAUUCAUGGCCGGGCUGUCGUACAUAUAUGCCGUUGGCCAACAUUUUCGAUUCUCUAAGCAAAGCAAUAUCACUGGCCCUAAUCUAACAUCGAGACCGUCUCUGCAAUCCGACCCAACAAUUAUGGAGAUUGUUAAUGAUUCUCGAGCAUGUUCAAACCUUUUAGUCGCUAUAUCGGAGCAGUGGAAUGUGACCAAGCAUUGUCAUGACGUGUUCAAUCGCCUGAGUGAUGCGGCACUUUCUGAUGCCAUCCAGUAUCACUCCAAGACAUUCGUCAAUCCGCCAAGUGAUACCUCACGGUCAAUACAACAAGAGACUAAUCAUCCCCCGCUCAGAGAUUGGGACAUAGUCAACGAAGGAAACACCUCUCUUGGAGUAGAUUCAGUUCUGUAUGAGUGCUUUGGUGACUUGAGACGGCCCGAGCUCUAUGGGGCUGGGAACGAUCCAGUCGGCCAAUUGUUCCAUGACUGGCUGGGCGAAAUAGGUGGGAUAGACAUGAAUCAACCUUCUAUGUGGGGAUGAGAAAGGCUUCUUUUGUCUCUUCGAAUUAUGUA
This is a messenger RNA of Talaromyces proteolyticus, 1811 nucleotides long. RefSeq names its product fungal-specific transcription factor domain-containing protein. Gene Ontology annotation, molecular function: zinc ion binding; sequence-specific DNA binding; DNA-binding transcription factor activity, RNA polymerase II-specific. NCBI's taxonomy places the organism in Eukaryota, Fungi, Ascomycota, Eurotiomycetes, Eurotiales, Trichocomaceae. Gene Ontology annotation, biological process: DNA-templated transcription; positive regulation of transcription by RNA polymerase II. The annotation marks the transcript as partial. The record is from RefSeq and is a predicted model, not a curated record. The transcript is spliced from 3 exons.